Acanthamoeba castellanii str. Neff is the source of this 867-nucleotide messenger RNA. RefSeq lists its product as uncharacterized. Gene Ontology annotation, cellular component: nucleus. The coding region runs from base 1 to 867 and encodes 288 amino acids. Lineage: Eukaryota; Discosea; Longamoebia; Acanthamoebidae. The record is from RefSeq and is a predicted model, not a curated record. The transcript has 2 exons. Gene Ontology annotation, molecular function: protein binding.
AUGCAGCUCCUGGUUUCUUCGAUUGAUGGACGCCUCCUCUCCUUCUCUUUCCCUACCACACAUGUCACCUUGGCCUCGGUCAAGCAGGCCUUCGAGGACAGGGAAGGCGUGCCCGUGAGCGAGCUGCGCGUAUCGUGCAAUGGAAGAUACCUGCCCGAUGAAUUCGGCUUCACCGAGGAGCAGGCUCUCGGCCUGCCCCCUCUCCGUGUGGGCCUUCGCGUGGUGGGUGGUAAGGGAGGUUUUGGUUCGCUCCUCAGGGGCGGCAACACCAAAGUUGGCCAGAAGAAGACGACCAACUUCGAUGCGUGCCGCGAUCUGAACGGACGCCGAUUGCGCCACGUCAACAACGAGAAGCGAUUGGCUGAGUGGUAUGCGCAAGAGAAGGAGCGCGAGCUGGCCCGGAUCGGCGAGCGACACUCGCGGGUGGCGCAGAAGCAGGCUGUAACGCCGUUCGACGAGGUGGCCUACAACCAAACGCUCGAGAGCAUCGAAGAGGAGGUGGCCUCAUCUCUGCAGGUCGGCCUUCAGGAGGCCCGCGCUGCUCGUGAGCAUCGGCAAGCAAAUCCGCCUCCGCCCCCUUCAGCCCCCUCCUGGGACUUCGCCUAUUCAGACUCGGAAGACGAGGAGGAAGAGGGCGACAGUGAAGAGGAGGAGAAGGAAGAGAAGGGCAAGGAGAAGGAGGAGGCAGAGGCGAAGUCAGGCGUCAAGCGGGAGCGGCCCGAAGAGGAAGAGGAAGCCGAGAACAAGGACGGCGAAGCACGGCAUACACCCAAGAAAGCGAAGAAAGACGAUUCCGAGUCCACCACAACAACGGCGUGCGGCAAGGCAUCCGCCCUUCCCCCUCCCCCUGCCUGGAUUCUGGGAUGA